Molecule: messenger RNA, 1190 nt
Organism: Centropristis striata (black sea bass)
Lineage: Eukaryota; Metazoa; Chordata; Actinopteri; Perciformes; Serranidae
Gene: fam131c
Product: family with sequence similarity 131 member C
Exons: 6
Coding region: 83-829 (248 amino acids)
Source: RefSeq, a predicted model, not a curated record
CUUCUUCUACCUCUUCUUACCUCCUGCAUCCUCCUCAUCCUCCGCCAUGGUGAACAGAUAACCAUCCGGCCAUCCUGACACUAUGGGUGCCUGCUUCUGCAAAGGUCACAAAGAGCUCCACCAUGCCAUGACAGCACAGCAGGACCAGACUGUGGAGGGUCAGCCAUCCUCUUUCAAGGAUGGCCAGAAUCCGUCAAACGGCAGUGUGGCAGAUAAAAGCAGCGGCUAUGAUAUCGGCGAGCUGGCCACCUCUUCUUUGAUUGGUCUGGUGGCCACGAUAAAGGAGCAUAUCACCAAGCCGACAGCGAUGGCCCAGGGCCGAGUUGCUCACCUGAUUGAGUGGAAGGGUUGGGGUGGAGGCAGCGAAGCCAGGGGAGGCGGUGGUGGGUGGAGCGGGGCCCGGCGGGGCAUCGGGACAGAGCUGCAGGAGGAUGAACAAUUCUACUCCCAAAUGACCGACGAGAUCAAGGAAGCUCGCUUCGCUGCAGGUGUAGCAGAGCAGUUCGCCCUGGCUGAGGCGUGCAUGAAUGUGUGGUCCAUGAAUGACGGCUUAGAGCAGCCCUCCACCAGUUUACAAGCAGCACAAAGCCACUUCUUGUCUCAGUUCCUGCUGGACGGCGGAAGCGUCAGCGUCCCUCAGCACCUGUACAGCAUCCACGCCCAGACUUAUGGCAGCACCAUGGCUGCCAACCUGGUCCUCCCGCCAACAGUUGACUCCAUUUCCCAGACGUCCAACGUCCAGCAGGACAGAAGCACCGUAACUGCAGAGGCAGCUGUCCGACACGUAGACAGCAGCUCGCUAUCUGAGGAUGACGUUUUUUAUAACUGAGCUUAACAGGAGAACAAGCCAGCAAUCUUGAUGGCGAUCUGAGCCUGAGCCUUACUAAGAGGACUUGAGUCUCAGUCACCAGCACUGACUGAUACAAAAACGUAACAUCUGUGAGAGAUCUCAAGAGAUAAUUCCUCAAAUGGCUUUUCUGGGAGGGUGUCAGCACCUGGUCUCCAGAUUCAAACUUUCUCCCCCAUCGAGACGUACACUUUUCUGAAUGUACAUAGUUCCCCUGCUACAUUUUAAUUUUUUAUUCAGUGUACAAACACUUUCACAUUAUAGCUAGAACUGAACUGUGAAGUCAACUAAUACCUGUGUAAAUAUCUUAUUAAACAUUAAUUUUAACAUAUGUGCAGUACAA